Messenger RNA from Colossoma macropomum (tambaqui), 2801 nucleotides. RefSeq names its product replication termination factor 2 (gene rtf2). NCBI's taxonomy places the organism in Eukaryota, Metazoa, Chordata, Actinopteri, Characiformes, Serrasalmidae. Gene Ontology annotation, biological process: mitotic DNA replication termination; site-specific DNA replication termination at RTS1 barrier. Gene Ontology annotation, cellular component: nucleus. The transcript has 9 exons. The record is from RefSeq and is a predicted model, not a curated record. Bases 150 to 1046 code for a protein of 298 amino acids.
GGCGACAUCUCAAAUCAGUAACGAGAGCUGACUAGCAAGAGGGACCCUCUUUGUGAGCUUUCGUCGAUUGUUUAUACGUUAACGUUAGCUACCUGUGUGCUGCCCGGAUUUGAAAAGUCGAUAAAAAUCCUUCUAAUCUUGUUUUCAACAUGGGAUGUGACGGCGGCACCAUACCCAAAAGGCAUGAAUUGGUUAAAGGACCAAAGAAGGUGGAGAAGGUGGACAAAAAUGCUGAGCUCGCCGCCAAGUGGAAAUACUGCGCCCUGAGCCAGGAGAAGUUGAGGCGUCCUAUUGUGGCUUGUGAACUUGGGAGGCUGUACAAUAAAGAUGCUGUCAUCGAGUAUCUGUUGGACAAAUCAGCAGAAAGACCAAAUGUAGAGAUCGCGGCUCACAUCCGUGGCAUCAAGGAUGUGAAAGAGUUGAACCUGACAGAGAACCCAGCGUGGGAAGGAGAGAGGAGGAACGCUAAGGGUGACUGCUAUGAGGACAUGCACUGCGCCAUGUUCAUCUGCCCUGUAGUGGGGCUGGAGAUGAAUGGCAAACACAAGUUUUGCUAUCUCCAGACCUGCGGCUGUGUGUUCUCAGAACGAGCUCUCAGGGAAGUCAAGACGGAGAUCUGUCAUAAGUGUGGAGAUCCAUUCCGUGCUGAAGACAUUGUGGUGCUGAACGGAAGCAAAGAGGAACAGGGGCAGUUACAGAAGACAAUGGAAGAGAGGAGGGCCAAAGCUAAAGCAGGAAAGAAGUCCAAGAAAAACAAGGGUGUUGAGACUGUUUCCAAACCUGUGGAGUCAAAAGCGUCUUCUGAGUCUGCAUCCGCACCAGUGAACGGGGAGAGUAGCAGCGGCAGCAGCAGUGACUCAGCUCCAGGACCUUCUGGCUCCUCUAAAACAGUAAAACCUGCUGCUCCAGUGGGGAGUAAAAGAUCCAUCCAGGAUAUGGAGGGGAAAUCAGAGGCCUACAAAUCAAUCUUCACUACUCACAGCUCCGCCAAGCGCACCAAAGACCAAAUUUCCAACUGGGUCACCCACACUCCUUACCACUUUUGAGAGCAGUUUUCUUGUUUCUGUGUCGGUAGCACCCUCUAGUGGUGAUGGAGGGUUGUUGAAUCCUUCCCCUUCUCAUUGUGACAUAGUUUGUGUCCACUGUUGCUUGCAAUGUAUUUUAAAUUUUUACCUUUAAGAAACAUUUUUACAAUUUCUUUUUGUUUUGAGGUAGAAAUAUAAGAUCUUCCCCUCAGAAAAAGGGGAUGAUCGUUUUUCCUGCAUGUUUUUUUUUUUCUUUUUAGACAAAAUAUAGGGCUUGUUUGAGCUGACAGCAAAUUUCAAAAUGUGUGAAAUUUCUGUUUUCUUUAUUAUGAUUAAUUGAUUUCAGUCUUUAUUAUGCAUCACUCUAAUGCUAUACACCAGUUACCAGUUUAUGACCAAACAUUUAGGUACACCUAGUAUAUAAGUGCAGGUUUGUAGGUGUACAAUUAUGCUGCUACACCUUACACCCAGGCUACAUUCACAUUACAAGCCUUAUUGCUCAAAUCUGAUUUUUUGCUCAAAUCCAAUCUCUCUAGCACGAUGGUUCAGACUCGUUUAGGUAAGUGAUUCAAAUCUGCCAUUAAUGUGAGCAAACCGGGGUCCUGAAAUGACCCGCAUGCACACAUCCUACUCAGUAACGUCACGUGAAUGAAUCAUGUGCAUCGUCAGCAAACAAACUAACGAGCAGAGCGAGCUUCACUGAGAAGAUAAUUAACUCUGAACAGCUCUCAGCUACAUUAUUAGAGAGAAGAAGGCGAGAAAGGUGAGAUGUGUUACUUUUCCACCAUUUACAGGCUUUAUCUUCUGUUCGGCGCUGCUGCCGUGGCAACGCUGAAUGAUGGCGCACGCGCAGUGGGGAAAAAAGGACAUAAAUUCCAGUCUGAGCGUCACAUUAAGGUCGCAUGGCCACGAAACGAUCCGAUCUAGGACCACAUAUGAAUAUGGCUCAGGUCGAAUUUGAAAAGAUCAGAUUUGCGUGUCAGAUCUGAGUCGCAUUUGGGCAAAAAAUCGGAUUUGUGACACUUCAACAAAAAUUUGUGUCGAUUUUUCACAUAUCUCAGAGCUCAUUUAUUUAUUUAUAUAAUAUUGCAACAUUUCAACCUCGAUGGUCUUCAUAAGGCAAACACCCUUGUGAAAAACACAGUAGGGGCCAGUAUUGAUUGCAUAAAAUUACCUGCCCGCCAACAUGAUUACAAACAUGCACAAGAACAUAUAUCAUCCACACAAUAGUUCUUAAAAAGUCAUAGUUUAAAAGAAAAAGACAUACCAUAAUAGUAAUCUCAAAUAAAAAAUGAUUUUUAUCACAAGUAUAAAUUAAUUUGCUGCUUUAAUUUGGCCCACAGGAUGAUCCUUCUGAAUGAGAGGUUCGUCAAAGAAAAGGCCUGAUAUCUGAUUCUUCAUUAAGCCCAUACAUAGUAUUCAAAGUAUUCUCAAAAUCACUGCCCCUGGGAGAUUUACUCACUUGCUUGAUACCAAAAUAUCUUCGUGAACUAACAAGAGGGACUGCAGUCAGUAAUUAUAAACCUACAAAGUGUGCCUGUGUGAUAGGUGUACCUGACGAAAUGGCUGGUGACUGUAGCUACAUGGUAAACUGGCAACUUGGUUUGUACUAACAUACUUCUUUAGGAUGCGAGUGGAUAAAUGUGUCCUAUGUAUUGAUGACUGUGUGACGGUAUAUUCCAUUACUUGUUUGAAGAUGUCAGUGUGCUUCUUAUUCAGUAAACAAUGUACACCCUUACAUGCGAAAUGCGAUUUGUAAAUAAAACCUCAUACCUA